AGCUGCAUGGGAAGUGCAUGUUUGUUGCUGAAGCGCGUGCGAGCUCCCACUGCCGCGUCGUCGCGGUCGUUUCGUUCUUCGCACUGGAAGUUUCUCGCGUUCGGGCGCUGUUUUGGCACUUCAGCAACAAAACCACCGAACAUGGCGCCGAUGGUUCUCGACUACGACCGCGAUGGUAAUGUCGUCGGCGGUCACACCGUGGACGAACUCCCUGAUCGCCUCUAUUCGGUGCGCCCGCACCGCACCGUCAGCAUGGCGGACUCGACACCGCGCAUUCUGCCAGGCGCGCAGCCGUUCAUGGACCAGCGCGGCUUGACUGCUCAAGCCCAGCACUACCCAUACGCGGCCGCGCCCAACCUGUACCAUCAACACGGCCUGCCGCAAGGCAUGCGUAAUGGCAACUUCCUGAGGAACGACCCGGCCUUGCCAGCACCACCUGUUCAGCCGCAUCACGAAUUGCCACCCUACCCUCCACGCAGCCUGGUGAGCUAUGACUGGCAGGGACAUGGUGAGGCCCGGCACGAACUCCCUCCAUACCGUCAUGCCAAUCUGCAAAGAAAUAUGGAGUCAGCCUCAGCGCGUCACGGUUUCGUCGCCAACCCGCUUGCCAGUGGCGCCUUUACCACCAACCCUCACAACAAUCCGCGCGCUCAAGCAGUCAGUCAUGCCUCUCAGUUCGAGGCUGCUGGAUACUAUCCCGCUCCGCAACACUUCACAUACGGACAGCUUCAACAGGCUGCCGGCCCGCAGAUCGGACAUGAGCAAUUUCAGCGACAAUACCUUCAUAACUACGAACCUGUGCCAUACAAUUGGCAUGGCGAGCGUUCCGCUUCCCGUAGCCAGUACGGCAUCCCGUAUCCGGCUGAGACUCAAUCAAUGGCGUACCUUGACCAUGGCCAACCCCACUGGCCAAAUGACGGUCGCGCUUCGAACGUUGGCAGCGAUGGAGUGUUCCGCCCCGUCCAGCCUCCGCAGCUGUCUGCACCUUAUCUCACACCACCGAGCUCGUUCGUGUUCGACAAUGUCGAUGUUGAUCCGAGGAUGCUCACGGCUCAUACAGCGGGCAGAGUAACUGGUGAGAGCGAACCUGUUGCGCGCCGCUCAUCAGACGCCAUGCCACCGCCUAGUAAAGCAAGAACAGUCCCUCGCUCAUCCCUAUCGCAAGUGUCACAAUAUGCAGAUGACAAGGAUAUACACUCGGUAGGAGAUGGAGAUGGUUCCGACGCAGAGGCCGACUCACAGAAGUCUGAGGAAGAUGCGUAUGUUCCACCUAAGAGCCCAGAGCAGAGCAAGAAGAAAUCGAAAUCAAAGAGUAAGAAGAAGAAGAAAAAGGGUGCAGCGGCACCAGCUUUUCAGCGCUGUGCUGACUGUAGGGCACGACACAAGAAGUGCACGCACAAAUCGAGGCCACCUGCCAUGACGGAAGCAGAGGCAUCAGAGAUCCUCGCGAAGAUGCCCACCGAAGCGUCCGUUCUUCAGAAGGCAUCGCCGGCUCCGGAGUCCAAUGCGGAGGCGGUUGCGACUCCUGCAGAUGGAACGUCCAUCGCCGAUCCUUCCAUUGCCAGCUUCGAGGCCUCGCCUCAGGACGUGGGAGACGACAACGAUACGACCAUCGAGGAAGUGCAGCGCACCAACUCGCCAGAACCUGUAUCCUCUGAUCAUACGCCGGUCUUCGCCUAUGCGGACUUCCUGGACUUGGAGAACAUCGAGCAGCAUGAUCAUGAUGAACAACAGUCCAACGAGAGUGACGAGGACAACGCAACACCGGCGGAGCAUGUUUCGGACUUCCUCAAUUCUCUUCAAGCUCGUCUCGAUGUUCAAGACUCUGCCACCUUGGAACAAUUCUUGAAAGACGCAGAUCUGUACAAGACUGGUUUUCUCGACGAGCAGGAUUUCUACAGGAACACUUACAAAUUACUCCACCGCGCUCAUAUGCCAGAAUUGCUGCUGGAGUUUGUGAAGUGUCUUCCUUCCAGUUGGGAUGAUGCAGCGCUAGCUUCGCUGAACGAGAGGCUGGAUCGUGAGCUUGGCGAAGCUGCUGUGUCUGACGCUGUGUCUGAGGAAAACAUGCUUGACUCGCCAGACGUCACGCCACCAGUCAAGCGCAAGAAGCGUCCUCAGAAUGCUUUCAAGGCUUCUGAAAACUCUGACAUGGCUGAUGAGGAGGCCGAUGAUGCACCAGAACCGAGCACGGCAGCUUUCGUACGUGCCACACCACCUGUCAGUCCAAAGUCUUCUGUCUACGCCAGAUCUGCCAAUCUUGCCGAUGGCGGAACUCGUGCACCACCGCAAGAAGUCCGCAAGCCCCGUGCUCGUGGUGGUAAAGCUUCUCCAAAGAAGAAAUCGAAGCCUGCGGGCACCACGAAGUCCUUUGGCAAGCCGAAGCACCAGAUCGGUCAUCUAUACUCGACUGAAGUCCAACAUGUGGGUCCAGUGUACCCGACCCGCCGCGCCUUGAUGAGUCGCACCACGAGACCAUACAUCCAUGGUCCAUGCGGCAAGGGCUUCGCCCAUCCCCAAGAUGUCCGCAGUCAUCACCACAACGGUGCCGACACCAAGAAAAACUGUCCACUCGGCGCAGGGCACGAAUGGGACGAACAUCCAAGUUGCAAAGUCGGCCAGAGCGAUCUCAACUACGCAACAGUUAAAGACGGCUUUGUCUUCAUGGACCAGGAGAGCUGGGAUAAGCUUCACGACGCCAUCGCCCUUGGCGAAGCUGAGCCGAGUCGCCUCAAAGGUACCAUGCGGAUUAUGGCAGGGGAGAUGGAUGAUGAGGAUGAUCACGAAAGCGACACUGACGCCGACCAUGAGACGGACGAUGAGUAUGAGGAUUUCACGACUACGGAACAUGCUACCCUCCCGUACCCGCCAACAGAGGAGCCAGCCAGUCUUGCUCCCGUGCCGACUUCCAUACCGGCUGCCACACCCGCUGCCAUACCGGCUUCCAUGAAGACCCCGAACCCGCGCAAGAGAGCUGCUUCUAACAUCUCAGCGCGCGCUCAGAAGAGAACUAUCGUCAAAGCUGGAAGCGAUGAGAUGGCCGGGACGGAAACCACCACUACGACUAGUCCGAUGGCAACAGCUUCUGUCCCACCAAAGAAGUCCAGAAAGAAAGCGGCUGCCGAACUGGCUGUCGAGCACAAUAACACUGAGGAGCCAAGAAGCAAUGUCGCCUCAAGAGCUGCUGCUCUCGGACUGCGCGCCCGUCAGUAAGCCGUCGCACCUACUUGGGUUGAUGUUCAACUCACCACAAACUUGGCAACUUCAUUGAUGCUGAAAAACUACUCUUGACCUUUGCCUGUACAUUGGCCUACUAAUACUGGUCUGCACUGCCUCCUUCUGUACGCUGAUGCACCAAUGUCGUUGGCGGCAUUGGGAAAAGGGCAUUGUCAGCCAGACACUUUUGC
Molecule: messenger RNA, 3407 nt
Organism: Cercospora beticola
Lineage: Eukaryota; Fungi; Ascomycota; Dothideomycetes; Mycosphaerellales; Mycosphaerellaceae
Source: RefSeq, a predicted model, not a curated record